Molecule: messenger RNA, 549 nt
Organism: Haemonchus placei
Lineage: Eukaryota; Metazoa; Nematoda; Chromadorea; Rhabditida; Trichostrongylidae
Source: the annotation of a GenBank genome assembly
AUGUUGUACAGAUCAUACAUUCGUGCGGACGAGCUAACUGUUCUUGACUACAAGGAAACAAAGUUGUUCUAUCUCCAGUACAUGCCCCAAGGCCUUCUCACUAUGGAAACUGACUUGUCACUGCAGUACAUCACUGACUGGAUAAGUAUAGCAUUUAUAAUGCGCAAUGAAAUGGAACGACGACGGAAUGGCGUGCGAUCUUUUGGUAAAGGGAAGCCCGUGACAGCCACCGAUUUAUGUAUUGCACCACUUCAUGCCACUCACCGCAAAUCACACGCCAAAGAGCAGUUGAGAAAUAUAAAAAUUUGGCCACAAAUGGUUGCUGAAAUGGCAUCGGACAUUGUGAAAUCAGUAGAACAUCGUCUCCUUUUCGUAGAAAAUUUGAUCCGUUUCGGGGGUGCAUCAAAAGUUGUUAAGGAGUUUAUCGAAGAAAAUAAAGAAUGGAUUGAUGAACGACUGAAGUUGAACAACAUUAACAAGCGAAUCACUCUUGGGAAAAACCAUAUAGAGUUCGUCAGCAUUUCUGUGUUUUUUACACACGAACCGUGA